Messenger RNA from Dendroctonus ponderosae (mountain pine beetle), 3738 nucleotides. RefSeq names its product protein phosphatase 1 regulatory subunit 12A (gene Mbs). The coding region runs from base 195 to 3014 and encodes 939 amino acids. The transcript is spliced from 19 exons. Gene Ontology annotation, molecular function: enzyme inhibitor activity; protein kinase binding; phosphatase regulator activity. Gene Ontology annotation, biological process: signal transduction. Gene Ontology annotation, cellular component: cytoplasm. NCBI's taxonomy places the organism in Eukaryota, Metazoa, Arthropoda, Insecta, Coleoptera, Curculionidae. The record is from RefSeq and is a predicted model, not a curated record.
GGGUUGGAUUUUCAAAUAUACAACCCCGCCAGCAGUUUCAGAGUGGCAUGCCUAGAUGGCGACGUUGGGCGAAAGUUUAUUUUCGCCAACCGCACCCUCUGACUGUCAAAUGUGGAAAGAAUUCCCUGCUUCUUUUGUAAAAAUCGUAAUGGUGCCCGUUUAUAGACUGUAAAAAGUGAGCCGAAACGCAGACUAUGUCUCUGGAGACCCGGUCGAAUUCCGCCCUGUUCAAGCGGGCCGAACAGCUUAAACGAUGGGAGGAAUCGGACACAAAUCGCGAACCAGUGUCGCCGAAAAUCAAGUCGCGCCGAGUAAAGUUCUCCUCUGGCUGUGUGUUUCUGGCAGCGUGCGCCGCUGGUGACAAGGAGGAAGUGCUCAAGUUGCUGGAAAAGGGGGCCGACAUCAAUACAGCGAACGUCGACGGCCUGACGGCGCUCCAUCAGGCAUGCAUCGACGACAAUCUGGAUAUGGUGGAGUUCCUGGUCGAGCAAGGGGCCGACGUGAACCGGGGGGACAACGAGGGCUGGACCCCCUUGCACGCCACUGCCAGCUGCGGCUUCAAAUACAUCGCCAAGUACCUGAUUGAAAAGGGGGCCGAUGUGGCCGCAGUGAACAAUGACGGCGAACUUGCCCUCGAUAUCGCCGAGUGCCAAAGAAUGACCGAUUUAUUAAGGGAUGAAAUCCGCAAGAGAGGUAUUGACUGUGACGCCGCACGAAACGACGAAGAAAUCGCCAUGCUUCGCGACGCCAAAGAAUGGCUGGCCACCAAAAGUUCCUUGGUCAACGAGCCCCAUCCCAAAACGGGGGCCUCGGCGCUGCAUGUGGCUGCUGCCAAAGGCUACGUGAAUGUUAUGCAGGUGCUGCUUCAAUGCGGAGCCGACAUCGACGCUCAAGACACUGAUGGCUGGAGCCCCAUCCAUGCAGCCGCCCAUUGGGGCCAGGAGGAGGCGUGCCGAUUGCUUGUUGAACACUUGGCGGACUUGGACGCGAAAAACUACGUUGGACAGACAGCAUUCGACUUGGCGGACAACAGUAUGCUCACGUUGCUAACGAAUCUAAAAGAGAAGCAAGACAAAGAGGAGGUGAACAACAGGAAAGCGAAGAAGCGAGCAGAGACGCAGGAUCGAAGCAUCGAGCCGGACUCACUCACCCAAGUGAAGAAAGUCAAAGUGGAGAUAACCGGGGGCCCGCAGGAAAUCUCAAAGAGCAACGACAUUGAAAUGGAAAACGAAAGUGAAUCGGAAAGUGAGGUGGAAACGUCCGAGAGCGAGUCGGAAGAGUCCAGUUCAGAGGAAGAGGAAAAGAAGAACAAAGCGAAUGCACAGAACAUCAACGACAAGGUGACGAUAAAAGAGCCGGAGGUGAACAAGCCGCCGUUGCCGCCGAAAACUAUCGAGAAUUCCGAAGAGAAAAUGCCAUGGAGGCAACAGAUCACCAAGCCCAAGUCGGACUUGAACAGUCCAGAGAAGAGCAAUGUUGUUUUUGAUGAUUACAAGCCUUCGAAUCUGAACAACGAGAACGAGGUGACGUUGAGACGGACCAAAAGCUUCCAGAAUGACGAAUUGUUCUACACCAAAUACAAGGCCCUGCAUGCGCGCAUUCAAGCAAAUAACGAUACCGCAGUCAUAAUCCCUUCCGCUCGGCCUAAGUCUGACAUCAUCCUAACCAAUAGCACCGAAUCGCAUUACAGGAGCAACGAAGUCAGCACCAGUACUGCCAACACCAACAUAUCAGCUUCGCCCACCACAACCACCAGUCCCCAAGCGCAGAACAACCAGUCGGCGUUCCGAAGCGGCUUGAGGUUGAGUCUCAACCAGCCGGCUUCGGCCACCAAUGGCAGCGCUCCCGCUGCUGCAACCACGCCCACGAGCACAGUGACCACGCCAACCACCCCCGGCGGCACUCGAUUCCAGAUCUUUAAGAAUUUCUUCAAAUCUUUCGUCCCGCCAGUGAGAGAUGAAGAGAGCGAAACGCAGCGAAAAGCGCACGCAAAACGGGUGCGAGAAACGCGCAGAUCAACCCAGGGGGUAACGUUGGAGGAGAUCAAAUCGGCCGAACAGCUGGUCAAGCUGAAGAACCAACCGAACAACAGCGAUACGUCGGGACAGGCCGGCGAUAACUCAAACUCCGGCCUCAAUGUCUCGGUCACCAUUGCCCCGCCCCGACCGGAGCCGGCUCCAAGUAGCGUCUCCGAGACGACCAAUGGCAGUGCCACUGAGUCGCAUAUAGCGCCAGUGGAGUCGCACGAGCGCCGCCCCUCUUGGCGGCUCAAGGUAGACGGCGGCAGCAAGUUCAAGCUGGAGGACGCAACGAAGCCGGAGGCCCCCAACACGCCCUCCUUUAUCAGGCGACUGAACUCGUCUACCAACUCGUCCAGGCCUUCUUCGGCGCCCAUCGAGACUGCCGAGACCACGGUGACGAUACCAUUGCGACGGCCCAAAUCCCUCGAAGAGAAAGAACAAGACAAGGAGAAUGACGUGAGGAAUGCGCAGGCCACGCUUGCAACGCAGGCAGCCAUCCAGAGGAGAAGGCGACCGAAGAGACGAUCCACCGGCGUGGUCUCGUUCGACAAUGUGGAGGACAUGGACCAGGAGAAGGACCCGGCGGCUGGAGGCGACGCGCCAGAGGCCACCAAGCUGUCUCAUGAGAGCGGCUCAGAGCGGAGCAGCCGGUCGCGCGUCAGCAGCACAGUGGACAUCAGAAACGAGAACGGCGAAAUCGACUACAAGAAGCUGUAUGAGGAGCAGCUGGUUGAGAACGAUCGGCUCAAGGACAAGCUCAGAAAGUCGGACGAGGAACUGAAGGAGACCAAGCAGACUCUGGAGCGAAUCAAUGUGGUGACGAGUAAAAAUUCGUUGUCCGAAUUGGAGAAGCGAGAGCGCAGAGCCAUGGAGCGGAAGCUGAGCGAAAUGGAGGAGGAACUAAAGAAUCUGGAAAAUCUCAAAACGGAGAACCAGAGAUUGAAAGAUGAGAAUGGCGCCUUGAUCAGGGUCAUCAGCAAGUUGUCGAAAUAGCAUAGGGCUUAAUUUCCUGUUUUUUAUUCUGCAUUUUUCUAAUUUAUCAGUUUCUUGUUUUGUUAUUCGUAUGUUAUAUUUAUGCGUUGUAGGGGCUAGGGCCAGGGCGUUAAGACAGCCACAGUUUUGGCCCCCGCUCUAUGUCCUCCACCCACCACUGUAUUUAUUUUUUACAUUAAUUAUUUAUCGUUAAACUUUUUGUACAGUUUUUGAGUAUUAGUAGGCGUGCAGCCGAGUCAGGAGUUUUUAUGGCUUUGCCCCUUUCAUUGACCCGACGUUCAAAGCGCCCCAAGUGUCGCUUUAUUUUUGUUGUGAUAGUCGUAACGAUUUUCUUUGUGAUUUUUUCGCGUCACUAACCAUUCUAUGUACGCAAUUUUUCUUUUCUCUUUUAAAUUUGAAUUGUUCUUUCCGAACCCUUGUAGUUUACUUGCGCGCAAAUACCGUUUUAUUUUCCCAACACCGAUCUGGGACUCACGUUUAUUGAUUGUGAAAUCAGCAGACACGCGAAAAAUGCCUUUGAAAAGGUGCUAACAUGUUAUUUGCUAGCCAUUUAUUCGAACUAUUGUUCCUGGUUUUUGUCGAACUAUGUGCCUUGCUUCGUACACUUUAUUAUAAAUAUCUGUAUUUUCAAUGUACAUUACUUAGUUAUUAUACUUAGAGGCUCCUAAAUAAUGUGAAUAGUGAUUUUAUAUAGCUGAUUAUUUAAUUAAAACUUUGAAUCUUG